Molecule: messenger RNA, 3828 nt
Organism: Trypanosoma theileri
Lineage: Eukaryota; Euglenozoa; Kinetoplastea; Trypanosomatida; Trypanosomatidae
Product: putative damage-specific DNA binding protein
Exons: 1
Coding region: 1-3828 (1275 amino acids)
Cellular component (GO): nucleus
Molecular function (GO): protein binding; nucleic acid binding
Source: RefSeq, a predicted model, not a curated record
AUGCCCUUUGUGGUGUCUACAAGUAAAUCUCCAACAGCUGUGCUGGGGAUGGUUACUGGAUUUUUUUUGGGAAAUGAUGAAAAAAUAGUUUUAUUAAAUCGACUAAAUAAGAUUUCUCUUUUCAAAGAGAAGAAUCAAUCCCUUGAGCACCUCGGCGAUUUCCCCUUGUUUGCCUCCUUGAAGUUUGUGGAAGCUUUGCCAUUUUUUGAUUCCAAAGGUAUUGGUAGACAUGUAGCUUUUCUUUUUUCUGUCAAACAGGAAGUUUCCAUUGUGGCGUUUAAACAAGAACGUGGUGGUCGUGUUGAACUCAUUACUUUAUUUUACGGUGGUGUUGACUUUUGCUAUGGUCAGCAGAAAAUUGGUGAAGCAUAUCUUUGUUCCUCAGGUGUUUAUAGAACUCAAGGUGAUGAUUUAAUUCCGAUAGUUGUACUUUCUAUUCACUGUGGUAGCUUUUUUGUUUUUGAUGCUGCUAGCGCUAUUGCUUCCUACAGCCGGAACUCCAAGAAUGCAUCACAAACACUUGGUAAUAUUUUUCCUUUGGAAUAUACACAACGUGUUUUUAAAAAGCAAAAACGAGUAGAAUAUUUCCUACAAGGACAAUUUCAUGCAUCAGAGGUUGAUGUACGACGUAUCACUAUUGGACGUGCUGAAUCUGAAAAAAGUCUUGUUCCCUUGUUUGUUCUUUACUCAGAUUCUCUGGGGAAAACUCACGUCUCUGAGUAUUCUAUUGAUAUGGGUAAAAGUGAUGAUCAGCGAAGAGGAGAAAGAAUGCAAAACUAUUCUUGGAUUUCUGAUGCCUCUAGCGUUUUUCCUGCAGAAAAUGUUUUUCGGAGAAAAGGGGUUCUUUUGGCUAAUGUUGAAACAAAUGCUUGUCUUCUUCAUGUUGUUUCUGAAGGAUUAUUUGUUAUUGGAGUUCAAUUGAUUACCUUUAUUUCCCGUAAAUCUGUUUUUACUCCUACUCCAACAGUUCCAUCGAAAAAUGUGACAACUCUGUCAUUCCCUUCUUUUAGUACAUAUAUUGAACCUGUUUGCUGUGUUUCCCUUCCCAAUAAGGAACUGCUUGUUUGUUUUUGGGAUGGAACCUAUGUUAAGGCUACAUUAAAGGAAGAAGUUGAUGGGAUAGGUUCAACUAAAUUGGUAUUAUUAAAUGUUGUUGUUUCAUCUUUGUGUACUAUUCCAGAUUCUCUCGCAGUUCUUGGGGAAUAUUGCGUAGUAGGAUCUCCUAUGGCUAAUACACUUUGGAUGAAAUGGCGUACAGGGGAAAGUGGUAUAUUGGUAAAUCAUUGUGGUCCAGUGUUUGAUAUGACUGUAGCAGUAGAUGGUCCUCGAAUGAGUGUUAUUGCUAGUACUGGUGUAGGUCCAAAUGGAGGUUUAAGUCUUGUACGUUCUGCUGUUAACGUUCGUCAUGAUGUUUCUAUUGGAAAUAUUUCUGAUGUUAAGCGUAUAAGUGUUUCUGGAAAAGUCAUAAUUUUUACUUUUCCAGGAUAUAGUCGAAUUUGUCAUUGCUUAACAGAAGAAUGCACAAAAAUAGAAGAGUUGUUAGAAACACCUUUUGAUACUUUAAAUGAAACUUUAGCUCUUGCUUGGAGUUCUAAAAGUAACAAAUUUUAUCAGGUAACAACAAUAGGACUUAAGGUUGUGAGUGGUAAUGAGGGAAAUUAUCUUAUAAAGGAUGAUGUUAAACGUAUUGAACACGCACAGGAAAGUCACGGAUUACUUAUUUUCUCAAGUUCAAGAAUUGUAUUUAUUUGCAACCUUAAUGAACCUUUUACAAAACCAACACUUCAAUUGGAAAAUGAAGUUUCAUGUUUGUUAGUUUUUUCUUCAAAUAGUUUUUUAAUUGGGGAAUGGGGUUCUUCUGCGGUUUGCCUAUAUGAAAUUCAUGAAGGAGUAGUAUAUCUUAAGGGAAAGUUUAUUUGUUCAGCGACUCCCUAUUCUAUGUGUGUUUUACCACAUCUUGAAAAACCACGACUCCUUAUUGGUUUAAUAAAUGGAAAUAUUGUUGACCUUGCUCUGGAAGAUAUUUCCCUGGAAUGCUCUUAUCAUGAGGUUUUGUUAAUGACACAACCUCUACAAUUAUUUAAUUUAGAAAGUCAUAAUUCUGUUUUAUGUUUAGGAGAGGUACCUCUUAUUAUUAUUCUCUCUGAUACAGGAUUUCAAUUAACAGGAAUAGAUUUUAAUGAUGUUUCGGCGUGUGCUAUUAUUCGUAGUGAUGCUCAACUUUUACCAAGGUAUAUAUUCUUUUCUAAAGGUGAACGAGCUCUCGUUUUUGGAACUAUUGUGGAUCUUAAAAAAUUAAACAUGAAUUUUCAUGCUUUUAAUGCUACGGUUACUCGAGUAAAGUAUAUUUCAUGGUGGAAUAUUUUUGUCCUUUCGCUUCGUCGUAAUGAAAAGGAUCAAAUUUUUACAAUGAUGGGACAUGAAAUAACCAAUUCAUGCGUAACAAGAGAUGAACAAAAUUUAAUUGAACUUCUUGAAAAUGAGCGGUGUGUUUUUAUUGAACCUCUUGUUCUUGGAGGAUCAAAUGAAAGAUAUGAACUAAAUCAUCCUGAUGAUAAAGGAGUAAUUCUCAUAGGAACAACUUUUGCUUUCCCUGAUGAACAAUUAUCUCGAUCAAGUCGUUUUAUGUGGUAUUCAGUUGAACAAGGUAGAUUAACUUCUGAAAGAUUACAACUUCGUCAAGAUGGGAGUAAAGAUGUUGAAGGAGCCUUACAAUGCUGUUGUGUUGUACCUAAUUAUACAGGUCGAAUAGCCCUUGGUAUAAAUGGUUGUGUAUCAAUUUAUAGUUGGAAUUCUGUAGAUUCUACUUUUGUGGCUGAAGAAACUUUACGUGUUGGUACAAUUGUAGUACGAUUGGUACCUCUUUUUCAAGAAGGUCUAUCGUCUAUUGUGGCCUUUGACAAUCGUCACAGUUGUUUUUUUCUUCAGGUAGAUACUAUUCAGGGUAAUCUUAGUAUUGUAGCUCGUGAUUCAGAACUUCGAGGAGUUAUGGAUGGUGUUGUAUCUCAGUCUGAUAAACGUCAUGAUAUGUGUUUUGGGGAUGAUCACUUUAAUUUUUUUUCUGUAUAUCAUGAUAUAGCUCCGUCUCAAGGUUCAUCAGACACCCAGUCAAAGAUGAUGAUGAGAAGAAAGCUUAAAACUAAAGCUCAAUACCAUUUGGGCGAUUUAAUAACUGUAAUGCAACAAGGUAGUUUUGCCCCCUGUUCUGUGAUGAAUGAUAUAGUUCCUAUUCCUAACAAUCUUAUACCAGGAGUUUGUGCUUCUCAGAUUGUGUUUGGGACCUCCUAUGGAGCUUUUGGAACAAUAACUCCCAUUACAAACGAAACCUAUCUAUUCUUGAAGGCGUUUGAAGUUUCAGUGUCCGCAGUGACUCCCAACUUGGGAGGCUUUACCCACACAAAUUUUCGAGAGGUUCUUUCAGUUGGACAAGAAAGAGGCCAUAGCCGAAAUGCAUCGUUUGACGAUAAAAAUCCAAAAUCAGCUGCAAUACUUCAGGAGCGUAGAAAACGAUAUUUGUCAAAGUGUGUCUGUGACGCAGAUUUGAUUGAGAAAUUUUUAACUCUUCCACGAGAUGUACAAACUCGGGUGACGUCUGAAGCAGAAUUAUUCAUUAAACUCUGUUUCGCCUCUAUAAAAUCAUCUCUGGAAGAAUUUUUAGAUCAAACUGAUCUAGAUCACUUUUCCACUUCAAGUAAUGCCUCACUAUUGAAUAAAUCCUCAGAUAUAAAUGGUAUUAAUACCAUUUUUUCAGAGCGAGGUUUACCUUGUCUACCACUAACAGUAGAAGAUGUUAAUGCCUUUAUACAUAAUCUGGAGAGAACGCAUUAA